AAUGGCGACCGCAGUGUUGGUUUGCCGUCCUGCGAGUGUCCUUCCUAAAAUUUCGGGUGUUUGCUCCCCUGCAGCUCUCUCAGCCAUCCCUGCAACUAGCCAGCAGAGGAAACUGCACCAAGCUGUCAUCCCCAAAGGGAAAGGGGGUCGCUCCUCAUCCAGCGGAAUAGCUGCCACUGUUUUUGGAGCUACAGGUUUCCUUGGUCGAUAUGUGGUCAACAGACUGGGUCGUAUUGGUUCUCAGGUUGUAAUCCCUCAUCGGUGUGAUCAGUAUGAUGUCAUGUACUUGAGACCCAUGGGGGAUCUUGGACAGCUCAUUUUCAUGGACUGGGAUGCGAAAAACAAAGAUUCCAUCAAACGGGCUUUGGAACAUUCUAAUGUUGUCAUCAACCUGGUCGGCAGAGAGUGGGAGACAAGGAACUAUGGCUUUGAGGAUGUUUUCGUCACCAUUCCUCAGCAGAUUGCCAAGGCAGCCAGAGAGGCUGGCGUCGCAAAGCUCAUCCAUAUGUCUCACCUCAAUGCAGAUAUCCGCAGCCCCUCUAAAUACCUGAGGAAUAAGGCUGUAGGGGAAACAGCAGUGAGAGAUGAGUUCCCUGAUGCCAUCAUCAUGAAACCCUCUGAGAUGUUUGGCAGGGAAGACAGAUUCUUCAACCAUUACGCAAACAUACGUUGGUUUGGCUCAGCCGUGCCACUUAUCUCCAUGGGGAAGAAGACGGUGAAGCAGCCUAUUCAUGUGGUAGAUGUGGCCAAAGCAAUCAUCAGCGCCAUCCAAGACCCUGAUUCUGAUGGGAAGACAUAUGCUCUAGUUGGUCCCCACCGUUACCUUCUUCGUGAUCUGGUGGAGUACAUCUAUGCCAUGGCACACAGACCUUUUGUGCCCUACCCCAUGCCUCGUCCUCUUUAUCACUUGAUAGCUCGUUUUUUUGCAAUGAACCCAUUUGAGCCCUGGACAACCCCUGACAAAGUAGAUAGGUUUCACACAACUGACAUGAAGUACCCAGGACUUCCUGGUCUUGAGGAUCUUGGGAUUGUUCCCUCUACCGUAGAACAGAGGGCUAUUGAAAUUCUGCGUCGCCAUCGUCGUUCCCGUUACUUGGAAGCUGACCUGGACGAAACUAAGCCAGCCAAGACUGUCAACUAUUGAGUUCGUUCCCAAAAA
Messenger RNA from Lampris incognitus (smalleye Pacific opah), 1159 nucleotides. RefSeq names its product NADH:ubiquinone oxidoreductase subunit A9a (gene ndufa9a). The transcript has 11 exons. NCBI's taxonomy places the organism in Eukaryota, Metazoa, Chordata, Actinopteri, Lampriformes, Lampridae. Gene Ontology annotation, molecular function: protein-containing complex binding. The record is from RefSeq and is a predicted model, not a curated record. Bases 2 to 1144 code for a protein of 380 amino acids. Gene Ontology annotation, cellular component: mitochondrion.